AUGAAAAUUAAUUAAUAUGCUUGUAUUUCUUUAACAUAGGAUUACCAAAAGAAAGGAGACAUUCCAGAUUGUAAAGAUUAAUGGAUUAUUUUGAAUAAGUAAUAUAAUAAUUUAUAUUUUAGAGCACAAUGCAUUAAACACAAAUUAUAAGAAUAUGAACCAAUUGUGGGUCCAGGUAAAUUGGACUCUUAGAAUACUGAUAAUUAAUUUACUACUUAAACUCCAAAUUCAAGUUCCAUUUUUACUAUAAUUAAUGAUAAAUUAUUGAUUGCCUUUAAACAAAAGAUUUUAUAGUAUGAUCGAAUAUCAGAUUUAUUUUCAACUGAUAAAUAUUCAACUUGUUUACCAUAAUAAAUACAUACAGUGACAUAAGGAAAUGUGAUAUCUAUGCAUCCAAAUUAAAAUAAUUGUCAAUUAAUUGUUAGAACAGAAAAUGCAAUCAUAUUAUAUAAGUUUAGUAAUUCAAAUGUAUUUAAACUAUUUAAAUAUUUUAGUUAUCACUUCAAAAAACUUACAAUUAUUCUAAUGUUAAAUAAUUAAAUAUUUAAAAUAAUGUACUUUUCCUUUGUUUACCUGAUAAAUUAAUAGCAAUUAACUUAAUUAAUUAAACAGAAUAAAUUUUAAAAGUUGAUAAUAAAAUUGUUGCUGGUUAUCUAAAAGAUUCAGAAUAUUAUUAUAUUUGUGAUAAUUCUAAUGUUGUUAAAAGUCUUUAAAAAAAUUAUGAAUUAACUAUACCAAUACCUAUUGUAAUAAAUGCACUAUUUUUGAUAAAUAAAUUUAUUUGUAUUUGUGGUUAUGAAACUAAAUAUGAACCUUAUGAUGAUGAAGAUGAAGAACCAGCUACAUAUAGUUCCCAUAUAUUUUGGUAUGAUAUGACUUGCAAUCAACCUAUUAAAGAUAAUAGUCAUAUAGAAAUAGAUUUGAUUUAAGAUACAAAUAAUAAAGGUGAUUUUGGAAUCACAUAAUUAAGUGAUUUAUAUAUAGUAUAUGGUAGUAAUUUAAGAAUAGCUACCUUUUGGACAUUAGAUAGACUUUGUUAAUAAGCUAAAAGAUAUGAGAAUUCAGAUGAAAAAUUAGAAUUGUUACAACAUUCAGAAAUUAGAGGAUUAGUCACAUAUAAAUCUAAUAAUUUUAUUGGAUUUGGAAUGAAUCAAAAGAACUUUAGUUGUAUUGAACGAAAUCCUAAUAUAUGCAUCUUAGAUAAAAAAGGAGGAUUAUUAAUGUAUGAAUUUUUUAAUUUUAAAAAAAUCGUUGAAUACUAAAAUAAUCAACCAUAACCUUAAAAUAGUAUAUUUUAAAAUAAUUAAAACUUAUUUAAAAAUACUUAAUUGAUAUCUAAUAGAUCUUAAAGAUAAUAAAAAAGUUUUGAUGAUAUUAAAUUUACUUUAAUAGAAAGUGAAAAGAAAGAAAUGAAUAUUAUUGCAAAUCCACCUUUUAAUUUAUAAUUGAUGACAUAAAACAAAAAUGCUUAAAUGGUAUUUGGAUAAGGAAAAAUUAAUUAUGAAUUUCGUUUAUAUUAAAAUGAAAAUCCUUCAGCUAAUUUGGUUAUUGAUUAUCAACAUUUUCAAAUUAUAGGACAUGAAAGAGAAAUUAUAAUACUUACACCAAUUAUUAUAUAAUAAAUAUUAUCAUAAUAAUAAUAAUCAAAAUUAUAAAUUCAAAAAAUAACUUCAAAUCCAGGAGAAAUUAUUAAUAGUUUAUGUUUAUUUUAAAAUAAAAUAUUGAUAUAAACUAAUACUUGUUUAUAUUUGGUUAACUAUUAAGAUGAAUAAUGGAAUAUACAAUUACUUUUAAAUCAUAAUCAUAUAAAGAGAGUAUAAGUUUUAGAUUAAUAUUUAUUAUUAACCAUUUGUUAAGUUGGUAUGUAAUAAAUAUUGUAUGAAUAUAAAAAGGAUAGUUUAUAAUAAAAAGUUACUCAUAUUAGUGAUGCUGCUUGUCUAUUAUAAUUAGAUGGAUAAACAUAAUUAUUAUUAAUAAUUGAUGACUAAUUAUAUGUAUUGAAAGAUUUUGAAACAAAAUAAUUAGUUUAAAUUGAUAUUCAAAUAAAAUAAUCUAAGUAGUAUUUUAUUACUUAAUUACAUGAAAAUCAUAUUUAUUUAUCCUUUGCCACAAUUGAUGAGUAUGAAUUCAAUCAUUAUAUACUAAAUUAUGAUGUAGAAAGAAAUCAAGCUAAAUAAGAAUAACAUUUAAAUGAUAUACUUUCUAAUCUAAAUAUUAAUGAUCAUACAACAUAAAUUACAAAUUUUGAUUGGAACAUAACCUCAAUCAAUACACCAAAGGCAAAAAUCAUUAUAAUAUUUCCUAAUGGAAUAUAGGAAGGAUAUAUUUUCUAAGUUUGUGGAAAUGAUUUAAGGACAAUUGAUAAUGAAAAAGGUGAACCAAUCUAAUUAUCAUCAUAUACUCAUUAUGUUAAAGGAAUUUCUAAUCUUAAAUAUGUAUUACCUAGUGAAGAAAAAUUAGGAGAAAAACCAGGAUUAUGUACAGCAAAAUAAGAUUAAAAAGAAUUUUAAUAUCAAAUGUAACCUUCAUUAUUAAUAUAUGAAUAUGAUGAAAGAAGUUCAUUAACUAUUCAUAGAUAAUUGUUAAUAAAAUUAGAUUAAUUGAAUGAUUCAACUCCUUUGUUAUAGGUAGUUUAAGAUGAACCACCCAAAUAAUAAUAAAAACCAUCAAAUCCAGAUUAACAAAAAACUUUUGAAAAAUUAUAAAAUGAAGCUUAAAAAUAGAUAAACAAAUAAUAACCUUAACCUCCAAAAAGAAUAACAUAAAUUACAUAUUAAUUAUAAGAAUUUUGUAAAUAAUCCAUCAAACAAUUAAAUGGAGAAGAAGAAGAUGAUUUAUUAAUGAAACCAUACUUUGCAAUAUUUACAUCUCAAAAGUCAUUAGAUUAAUUAAGUGCUCAUUACACAUAGAUAUAAAAUGCUAGAUAAAUUAUUAAAUCAAAAACAAAGGAAAGUUCUUCUGUCUAAGACUUUUGUUUACUUAGAAAAUCAUUUGAUAUUCCAAAAUUUAAAUUUAGUUAUGAUGAUAUUUAAUAAACUUUAUCUUAAUUAUCAAAAGUAGAAGAAUAAUUUUCAUGGAUAUGUAACUUUGUAAUUAAUACUUUAUAAAUGAAUCCUAUUAAAAGAAAUAAAAUAACUUUUGGAGAAUUUGAAUUCCCAAGUAUUCAUCAUAUUACACCAAAAAAAUAAUCAAGUAUUUCAAAAACCAAAUUUGGUAGAAAAAUAGUAUUCACUGAAUUUUCUGAUUAAGAACCAAAAGCUGAUUUUUAAAUGGCAUAUAUUGAAAAAUUAUGCUAAGCUCGUAAAUCCAAUGUCAAAUAUUUAAAAUUAAGCACAGAAACUAAUAAAGAGAUAUAUGAUCCUUAAAUUCCUUUAAAUGUAAUGUCAACAACUUCUUUUGGAAUAUCUGCAUCAAGAUUAUCUAAAUAACACCCAUUAUCAAAUUUGGAUGAAAAAUAAAAUGAUAAUAAAACUCUUCAAUCAAAUUUUUAGGCUCAAGUAGAAACUCGUAGAAAAAUGGAUCCUAUUUAAACAUAAAUUAUAGAAAAGAAAAGUGAAAUCAAUUCAUCAUAAUAAUCAUCUGAUUUAAAUAGUAAAGUUUUAACAAGAACAAAGGGUGGCUUAUUAGGUUUAGAAUCAGAUUUAGAAUCAUUAAAUCCAUUUAAAUCAGAUAAAUAAAGUAUUGGUGAAAUAAAUAUGAUAGAAUCUCAAAAUAUUGAUACAUCUAAAUAAAAAGAUAAUCCAUAAGAAACUACUAAACCACUAUUUGGAUUUGGACAAUUAAAUCUAAACAAUAAUGGACUGCUUGGGGAUUUAAAAUUAGAUGUUAAACCCAAUUCAUUAUUUUAAAAUACUAAUUUAUAAAAACAAACUCUUAAUGAAAAUGAUAAAACUAACUAAGAUAAAUCUGUAAUAAAAACUGAAAAUGGAAUUAUUUAAUAGUAAAAUAAAAAACCUUAAGAAUCUAUUUUUGCAUAACCAAUUACUUUAUAACCCUAAAAUUAAAUAGUAAUGGUUAACUCAAAUUAGAGUGAAAAAUAAUAAAAAGCAAAUGAGUCCUCCUUUAUUAAUACUAAUUUUGGAGAAGGAAAAUCCAUUUUCUCCUCACUGACCCCAAAUGUUGAAUCUUCUAGUACAUUUUUAGGAAUAAAAACUAAUAUUUAAGAUAAUACACAAGAUGAAUAAAAUAAAAAGAAAGAAGCUGGAAAUUCUUUAUUAUAAAAUUAAUAAAAAGAAUCUCAAGCACAUUAAUAAAAAUAAUAAAAAUCUGAAAAUUAAGAAGAAAGUCAAAUUCCAAAAAUAAACAUACAACCACCUGCAUAAACUUCAGCACAAGGACCAGCACAAGUAACAGCAUAAACAUCAUCACAAACAUCAGCAUAAACUCUAUCAUAAACAUCAUCACAAGCAUAAACAUCAGCAUAAGUAUAAGCAUAAACAUCAGCACAAGGACCAGCAUAAGUAACAGCAUAAACAUCAGCAUCUACAUAAUCUAUAUUUACUUUUGCUUAAAAAAGUGAUACUUAAGCAGCACCAAUUCAAUAAUAACCUUCAAAUUAAGCAUAAGCUCCUCUGCUAUAGCUAGGUUCUUCAAUGUUUACUUAAGGAUAGUAAGAUGUAAAUUUUAACACUUACUUGUAAAGUCAACCUACUUCCAUAUUGUAAAAUUCUGGCAAUUAAACAUUCUAAGGAAUGUAAAAUACUUUAGGAUUAUAGUAAUAAAGUUCAUCUGGAAUAUUUAAUAUAAAUACAUCUAGUUUUGGAAGUACAAGUAGUAUUUUUGAUUAGAAAAGUACAGCUCCACCACCAUAAUAAAGUAUCAAUAAAUAUUAUUUAGAAAUAUCUUUUACUAAUCUAGCAAAUUAAAAUAUGUCAAUUAGUACAGGAGGAAUCUUUGGUCAACCAGCCUCAGUAAAUUAAGGAGGAUUCAUUCAGACUACGGCCAUGAAUUUAGGAUUCGAUCGUAUAAUUAUUAAUAUAUUAUAUUAGCUAAUUAAGAGAAGCCAAGAAAAUGA
Molecule: messenger RNA, 5014 nt
Organism: Paramecium pentaurelia
Lineage: Eukaryota; Ciliophora; Oligohymenophorea; Peniculida; Parameciidae
Source: the annotation of a GenBank genome assembly